CUUUGCUAGACCUACGACAAGAAUACGAUACUCAACAAUGGCGACUCCUUUCAAGAUUCAGCUGGAACCCCAGAACUCGGGGCUGUUAGGGAUGAAGCUUGGCCAGAGUGAGGCCUCAAAGGCAACUGACCUGCUGCAGAAAGAUUUAGAAAAUCAUCAUGUCUUCUUCAAUGAAUCUGGUUUUCAUGACCAUAUUGUUCAUCAAGUCUUAACUUUGUACGGUACCGGCGCAACAACAAAGGAUCUAGACACAGCCUAUAAUGCCAACAAGGCAUAUCAACUUAAAGCCAUGAAACCAAAGUCCGAUGUCGUUGAUAAACUGGAACACGGUUCAGACUGGUCAGAAUAUCUUGGCAAAGGUCGAAACUAUGCUACAUUCUUUCGUUUCUUUCAGGAUGAAAUCGACAGAAUCGGAUGGCAGGACACACUCAAGGAGUAUCUCUUCAAAGACGAUGCACGAGGCCGCGAUAUGCAAAGCCGUCUAUUUGCCGGUAUCCUUCACCCACUUAUUCAGUUGCUGUAUGGCAUGGAGUGGUCACAGCCCAUGAUCAUCGCUUCAGCUCUUGCACAGACUGCCGUUCAUCGAGACGAUUAUAAAGAGUUUCUCACAGCCGCUGCUGAAAAGGCUCAAGCUUCCGACGCGCCACCGAAGAUGAAGACCAUCGGUGGCCUUUACGAAGAUGCUGUCAAGAAUGAGAAACUUCGAAAAAGCUCGCAUUGGGAUGAUUCCAAUCGGAUCUUUGAUGGUGUGUUUACGAGGGCGAAGGAUGAGAUGAUCACUUUGGCUGCGAGAGUGAGAAUUGGUGAGGAGGAGCUGGACGAAAAGAUUGCCGAGAUGGUGCAUCAUUCUGCUUUCGUUGCUUCAGCUGCUGCUUUUCAUCCACCUCAUGCUCCAAGAUUCGAAUUUAUUCUCAUGCAUCACAUAACAUCCACACCCUUCUUCCUUACACUGAAAGAACAGUCCUGGAUUCCAGUAUCAACCAAGGCGCGCUUCUUGGAGAACAAGGUCCGCAUGGAUCUCCUGCAGUACAUCGCUCGUGGCUCGCCAGCUCUUCGUAGCGAUUUGCUUCGUGGCUAUGAGCCUAAGGAUGGAGAAAAGCUGGUGGGUAAGCCAGAAGAUUUGUUCCCGAGGAUUCACAAGGUUGUGGAUGAUGGGCACACUGUCAAGUUAGCCAGGGCAUUGAUGCUGGCGCAAAGAAUUACAAAACCGUAUGAGAACAAGGAGUGGGUGAAGAUCAAGGGAGAUGACGAGUGGUUGAGGGCUGUGUACUUGUUGCUGGAUGCCAAUGAGGAAGCUGAUAGGCAGGGAGGUACUAUGUGGGUUAGAUCUUCCGGGUUCGAUGAAGCUUGGGAGGAGAUUCCCAAGGCUAAGAUGUAAGACAACCAGAAGGAAAGGCUUGUAUGAUAU
Messenger RNA from Fusarium oxysporum Fo47, 1408 nucleotides. Its product is annotated as questin oxidase family protein. The transcript is spliced from 4 exons. The coding region runs from base 38 to 1378 and encodes 446 amino acids. The record is from RefSeq and is a predicted model, not a curated record. Lineage: Eukaryota; Fungi; Ascomycota; Sordariomycetes; Hypocreales; Nectriaceae. Gene Ontology annotation, molecular function: oxidoreductase activity.